Spinacia oleracea (spinach) is the source of this 4912-nucleotide messenger RNA. Its product is annotated as splicing factor U2af small subunit A. Lineage: Eukaryota; Viridiplantae; Streptophyta; Magnoliopsida; Caryophyllales; Amaranthaceae. The transcript has 3 exons. Gene Ontology annotation, biological process: mRNA splicing, via spliceosome. The record is from RefSeq and is a predicted model, not a curated record. Gene Ontology annotation, cellular component: U2AF complex. The coding region runs from base 200 to 1012 and encodes 270 amino acids. Gene Ontology annotation, molecular function: metal ion binding; RNA binding.
UCUUGGUUAAUCGGUUAGAUUAACGGGGAAUUUCUCCUUCCGCGACACCUCUUUCGUUUCUCUCUUCCCCAGCAUUCCGCGCUUCGUAAUUAGGGAUUUUCUCUUCCUUUUUUUUCCUCUGAAUUUCUUUUAACCCUAAUUUUCGUGAAAAAUCUCUGAAUAUACCGGCGAUAAUUUGAAGAAUAAACCACCGGCAACAAUGGCGGAGCACUUGGCAUCGAUUUUCGGCACAGAGAAAGACCGUGUGAACUGCCCUUUUUACUUCAAGAUCGGCGCCUGCCGCCAUGGAGAUCGCUGCUCUCGACUCCAUAACCGCCCCACUAUCUCUCCUACUCUCCUUCUCUCGAACAUGUACCAGCGCCCCGACAUGAUUACUCCUGGAGUAGACGCGCAAGGUCAGCCAAUUUCCGCCGAAACUCUGCAAUCUCACUUUGAGGAUUUCUUUGAAGACAUUUUUGAAGAGCUCGGCAAAUUCGGCGAAAUCGAAACCCUAAAUGUAUGUGAUAACCUCGCUGACCACAUGAUUGGGAAUGUCUAUGUCCAAUUCCGUGAAGAGGAUCAGGCAGCUGCUGCGUUGGGAGCUUUACAAGGGAGGUUUUACUCUGGGAGGCCGAUUAUCGCUGAUUUUUCUCCGGUGACUGAUUUUCGGGAGGCAACUUGCCGGCAAUUUGAGGAGGAGAGCUGUAAUCGAGGUGGUUAUUGUAAUUUUAUGCAUGUUAAGAUGAUAGGGAGGGAGCUGAGGAGGAAGUUGUUUGGGAGGUUUCAUAACUCUAGGCGUCCAAUGAGGAGUAAGAGCCGGAGCAGAAGUAGAAGUCCAAGGCCGCUGAGGAGAGAAAGGGAAAGGGAAAGGGAAAGGGAUUAUGAGCCGCGGGGUCGUGAUAGGAGGCAUGAGGAUGGAGGAGGGAGAGGUGGGAGGAGGAGGAGCAGGAGCCCUCCGUCCGCAAGAGAAGGUAGUGAGGAGAGGAGGGCGAGAAUUGAGCAAUGGAAUCGUGAGCGCGAGGGGAAGAUGUGAUUAUUGGUUUAUUUUGCUCAUUUUGCUUGAUUGAUUAUGAAAAUUAAGUUGAUUUUGAAGAAAUUAGUGUAGUGUUAGAUAUCGUUCAGUUGGACAUGAGGUCAUUCAGCUGCUGUCGUCUGACAACUAAACCAUUGGCUACUGGACCGCUUGGCAUGGAGCAUCAUAUUAUUCCCUUCUUGGUGGAGCUUAUUAUUGCAAUCAUCUUGAGAGGAUAAAGGAUCUUCUAUUAUACUGAAUUGUCAAGUUUACACAUUUUGAAACAGAGAGGCAGUAUUGGUGUAAUGGUUUAAAAGUGAGGCUUAAACAAUAUAAAUCUGCAUCAUUGAUUGGGCUAGAUGUUACAUCCAAAAUGUUGAACUAUGCAUGCGACAUCACCUGCUGGUUCAAUGUUGAUUAUUCAUCUUGCCAAAACGGGCGCAGGUUGAGGACAGUUUUGUCAUUUAAGUUGUUACAAAAAGUAAUGGAAAUUUAGUGAAUAUGUCUAAGUUUUAGGAGCCAUGCCAUUAUCGGUUGCAUGAAUUGCUUUACACGGUGUAUCCGAGCCUGCUUGGAGCGAGCCUCCCAUAGAGGCAGGUGAAGUUGGUGAGCAGUAUGAUGGGAAACUACCUCCUGCGGUUCGUAGAGGACGCAGUUGUUAGUUUGUACCCUCUUGGUUUCUGAGUGGACCCUUUCGCUCUGUUUUAUUAUGUACGUGAAAAUAAUGAUUUUUGAUACACCUCAGGCAUUUUGUAGUUCAAUAAUUGGAAUAUUGGAAUCUGCGAAGUAUUUGGGAAGGACUGGCAAACAACAUUAAGUAGUUUAUGGUUACGCUUUUUAAGGUUUGAAGGAGAAACACUAGCCCCUUGACUUAGAUUCCAUGGAUGAUGAAGCAAUUUUUCAGUUGGUCAGAGAUUGAUCGCACAAGCUUCAAAAUCUUGGACAACAGUAAAAAUUCAAGGUCAGGGUGUCAGCUUCAAAAUCUUGAACAAGUCUAGUUGCGAUAUCCUAGCAGAUUAUUCUCUCCCAUGCUUUAGAUAAGAUUAUAGAGGUGUCAUCUACUUUCUGGGAAGAGCGCCGUUUGAAGUUAUGAUGGGGAUAUUGAGAGGAUGAAGGUUCAGUUUCUAUGGGGAACUUCUUCUAGGGUUUGGUCCUACAGAACGAUCUUCUUUUGUUGAAAAUCGUGAACCUGCCAGGCUGUCAUUACCACUUGGACCACACUUCAUUAAAAAAUGGUUCCUAAUUUCUUUUCUUAAUGAGCUUACUAUCAUUUAAGCAUUAGAAGUUCCUAUAGCAACGCCAUCUAAAUCAAUACUUUUAACAGCUAUUCAAUUAGGUCUUGGAGAGUUCUUAUCCAAUGUUAAUUUGUUCUAUAUCUCAUCUCAUCCUACCCAAAGUUUGGACUUCAUGCAUUCUAUUUAUUUGAUACGGAAUAGACUGAAUAAUGUCUUUAUCGUUUAGGAUAGCUGUAAUUUUUGCCCCUUUCGGUUUUUUCUAUUUUUACAGUAACUCUUCAAAUCUUUCUGUUGAGCUCUAUCAAGCCCUCGUCAAGAUUGCGCACCCCCAUUCUUUGAUCCUUGGGGCCCGUGAUCCUAAUUGAAAGACGCCUCACAGAGAUUGGAUGAUGCUGUUGAGCAUGAAUAAACAAUUCACAGUUUAAUCCUCUGGGUACGUCUGAAGUCAUAAAGUAGCUCAUUAAUUCUAUCAUUCUAUGUAGUUUUUUCUUCUUCUUAAUUUUGAGGAAAGUUAAUUUUAGAUAGUUAAGAACAACCCUUGAUGCUGCUCUUGUAUUUGGUAUUUGAGGUUUGAGCCUACAAUUGCUGUAUAUGCUGGGAGCAUAUUGUUUAUUGUCUCUUUAAGGUGGUUCAAGUUACUAUAAUAACUCAUCCUAUGGGUUCAGGGGUUUUAGACCUUAUUGCCUUCUUGACUUCUGAAGUUCUGAUUUGCUCAUUUGAGCAAAAACGUUUCGUGCCUAUCCAUGCUGUUAACAUUCCUUGUGGUCCUGUGGAGGCCUCUUGAAGCCUUUUCCCCUUAACUGAUACUCCCAGAAUGUAGAUUAUGAUCACAGUUUGUGUGCCCAUCGUCAGUCAUCUGGUGAAUAUCCGUUUCAUCCUUUAUUUUUUUAACUUAGAUUCAACUUAUGCAUGCCUUUUCUUUGGGAUUUAAAUAGGUUUGUAUUAGUUACAAAAGUUAAAACAUUGCAGUCCAGUUACUCCAGACCUUUAAAUAGGUUUGUAUUAGGAACUGCUGUUUCAUUGUGUAUGGCCUGUUCUUCCGAACUUUAUUUGGCUGAACUGAACUGAACUUAAUGGAGCUGAACUGAACGGAAUGGAGCUGAACUAAACUGAACUGAAUGGAGCUGAACCGAAUUGAACUGAACUGAACUGAAUGGAACUGAAUGAAUAGUAAAUAGUAAAUAGUAAAUAAUAAAUAGUAAAAAAUAAAUAAUGAAUAAUGAAUAAUAAAAUUAUAAAAUAAUAAAUUAUAAAAUUAUAAAAUAAUUAAUAAUAAAUAAUAAAUAAUAAAUAUAACGUUAAUAUUUAUAACAAUACUCUAAAUAAUAAAUACUAACUACAAUAAUCAUAAUUAUUUAUUAAUAACAAUAAUUACAUAUAAUAUUAAUAUAAUAAUAGUAAUAUUUAAGUAAUAAUAACGAUAAAAAUAAUAAUUAUAUAUAUAAGUAAUAAAUGUCAAUUUUAAUUGCAAUAUCAAGAAUAAAAAUAAUUACAAAGAAAGAUGAAUCCGUUCUUUUGAACUUAAUGGAGCUGAACUGAACUGAGCUGAACUGAACUGAACUGAAUGGAACUGAACUUAAUGGAGCUGAACUGAACUGAACUGAAUGGAACUGCAAAAAAGUCCAAAAGAACAGGCUUCCUGACCUUUUCGGAUGUCCAAUUGUGUUUAAAUAGCAUCUGUCUAGAAUGAUUGAAAGCUAAAAGCCAAAUCUUAGUUUGGGUUGCUUCUUAUGCUGUUUACCAAGAAGCAACUUGUUAAGUAGUUGUAGGGUAUCUUAUCUUUCUAUUUAGGUUCUGAAAAUGAUACAGUAUAUUCCUCCACCCCCUAGACCCUAGUUAAUAAAGUUUUCUUUGUCAUUGCUCCUUUGCAAUUUGCGUAUUUGGAAAAAAAGUAGGAAUAUUUUUCUCUGCCUUUGGUGAUUUUCUUAUAUUGAGAUGUAUAAGUACUUAUUUUUGAUUGUUUUCACCACCUUUACCUCAAUAGAUCUUUGUUGUGUUGCCUAGCAUGUGAGAUUUCAUGCUCUCCUUAAAAAAGCAUUUGUUACAUCUUGUUCCAGAAACAGAGACGUUACUAAUGUAGUGAUCACCUUUCCUCUCCUUUGAAUGGUUUUUUUUUCAUAUCCUAUAUUUGCUGUUUUGGACAAACUUCUACAGGAUGCAACCGCGAGGCUUAUCUGAUGUUCGCUUCUGACUCUGAAACUCAGGCGGAUACAACAUUUCUCGUAUUUGUAGUUCUUGUUUGAUGUCUUUGGUAACCUGAAAUUUUCUGUUUCCUCUGUGGUAUCUGUUUUUUUUCCAGAAUACAUUACCGGACUGAGAAGCAACUGAGUUUUGGAGUGGUAUUCUUAUUUUUGGCAUGCAUCAGCAAGUGAAACAAUCCUGAUGUAUUAGACAGAAUUUUCAUGCAGAUCCCUCUCGGAUGCAAUGUAAAAGUAUUUAUUUAUGGCUACUUGCUGAUGCUGCAACUUGUAAAUGGUAAAGCCAUGUAAGGUGACUAACAUGCUGUUCCCUCCUAUUGAUUGUAAAGCUAGGGAUUUGCCACACUAGUAUAUACAGUUAACUUUUGGCACCAAUUUUGUAUAAAAGGAGCAGUAUCAGAUAUCAUAUACCUGAAUGUUGGUUAGAGUUAGUGUGCUUUGCGUGUAAUGUACAUUCGUAUAAAUAGUUUAAGAUAUACUUCGUAUGA